CUGAGUGUUAACAGCCAGCGUAGGUAGAUCACCGGACAAACACCACUGCUGCAAGUCAGAACGCAGGGAAGGAGUGAGAAACAGAGAGGGAAAUUCACACGUACAAGGAGAGAAGAGGAGUAUAGCGAGAGAGUGUUUGGGCAACAGGAGCUUGUGGUAGCCAAGAAGAGGGCAGCCAAGCCUGAGGAGAUGCUGUGAGGAAGCGUGCCAAAUGAUGGAGCUUGAAGCAGUCAGCAGGCGGGCACAAUUAGUCAGAAUGGAUGACCAGGACAGAGUAAGCCAAGCAUCCAGCGUGGCCACUAUUUCCUACUUUCCUGUCCUAAAGGAAAGUGAUGGAAAGGUGCAAACAUUUGGGAAAAGAUGUCAGGCAGCCAAGAGAGACCCCAACUGUCCUGUCAUCAUCAGAGGAUGGCUCAACAAGAAGGAUAGCUCUGGUUUGAAGCUAUGGAAGAGAAGGUGGUUUGUUCUCUCCAACUACUGCCUGUUUUACUAUAAAGACAGUAGAGAAGAAUCAGUGCUGGGCAGCAUCCCUCUCCCGAGCUACAAAAUCCUGUUCUGCACACCACGAGAAUGCAAGAACAGAAAGUUCACCUUCAAGGUGGUGCACCAGGGAAUGCGCUCUUAUUUCUUCAGUGCUGACACUCAGGAGGACAUGUUGGGUUGGGUCCGAGCCCUCAGUCAGUCUGCUUCAAUGGAGGCAGACGGCUCGCUGAACAGGCGUUGCUCAAGUUAUCAGGAUUUCACACAGAUAGGUGGCAGCAGUGAAUCAGUGGACUUUCCUAAACCCCCCUCUGAUGGAGAGGGUCCCUCCCAAAGGCACAGACACGUCAGCAGGACUUUGAGUGAACCGAGUCAGCUCAGUGGUGGGAGGAUGGGGACGUCUCACUCAGAACGCAGGGGGAGGCGGAGUGUGCGUCAGAGAAACAGCAGAACACCCAGCCCUCCUGAUUUUAGCAGAAGAAGAGUUUGUGGGCCACACCAAGAGGAAGAUUCUCUUCCUGGCCAAAACACGCCACCCAUGCAGACAGAAAUGAUGGGAACAGGUUCUUUGACCUCAAGAGGUCAGCUGGGAUCACGACCUCACACACCAGUGGGAAGGGUUGACAUUCGACCUCAUGAUGACUCGGUCAUGGUGCCCCAGAUGCUUUACUACGCACCUGCCUCACCUAAGCUGGAGUUCAAAUCCACUCCAAACACUCCAGUCACGGAAAGGUGGCAGAACCUAAGCAAGCCUACACCUACAUAUGGUUCUGUCCAUCAUACAUCGAGUGGGAGAAGACCUUUAGGAAAGAGCUACUCUACAGGGGCACAUGCAGACUUACUGCCCCCUUUGCCCCCAUCAUCGAGAGCCGCACAUGCUCCCCACAACCCACACCACCACCACCACCACCACCAUCACCAUCACCGCAGCAAUUUAUCUGUUUGUGUGCUACCGCCAGCUAUGUCCCCAAAGGCUGACCCGAGGGAAACCCCACCAAUCAGGCCUCUUGAAAGUGAUGCAGACGCUGUGCUGACAAGGUUGUGUGGGUGUGACAAGCUACUACAGUCUCUGUCCUUAGAACUGGCCCAGCUACAAAUGGAUAAGGACAGUGUCCAUUGUGCGUUAGAGGUGUCCAGACUGCAGCUGGAAGAGUGGAAAAGUCAGGGGCCCAGGGCCCAGGAAGAAGCACUAACCCAGAAGGCAUUGCUCCAGGAGGAGCUUGUCACAAUCCGGGCCCGAAUGUGUGAUGUAUCUUUGGAAAUGGAGAGGGUUUGGAGUCAAUAUGAGAGAAUGGAGAGUGAACUGUCGGUUAUCCGUUCUCACCUUCAGCACAUCUGCAACUUUGGAGUGCCACAGGAGCAGUCCCAGGCCCAGAGAGAGCUGUGGAUGAUGGAGGACAUCCUGGCUGGACUAAAGAUCAACAGGGAUCACUUCCGCUUCCUGUUGGGACUACAGAGGCACCACACUUUCCAGCCGACAACUCCACAUCCUGGAUCGCCUGGCUCCCCCACAGAGAGGCUGCAGAGUGGACUGCCAAUGGAUGUGGAACAAGAGCCACCAGUUCGUCCACCGUUACCCCAGGAGUUACAGGAAAGCCACCAGAGCAGGGAUGAGAGCCACGGCUGGACAGAGUCACCAUAUGAGGGAAUCUACAGCCACACUGUUGAUCCUGUACAGAGAAGAGGAAACAGCCAGCCUGACCUCCUUAAUGUGAAAGCACAGAAAGACACAUGCGACUCUCAGCCUGGUUCAAAGUGGAUCCCACCAGACACAACAAACCAGUCAACCAAGAAGAUGAAGAUGAGUGAAGAGGAGCAGAUUGAGCGGAUGAAGAGGAAUCAGGAGAGGAUGACUAAUAGGAAGAAACCCCCUAUAUCUGCUCCAGUUGCCCAAACCCAGAGUCAAAGUUCAGAGACAAGAAAGGAGGCCCCCUUUCCUCUCAGGGUGACACGAGUUGUUACAGCUGUACUGCCAUCUUCUCUCGUGGCCAGACGGGUUUCUGUUGAGGAUCCCCCGCCUGAGCUCGACAACCCACUGCCUGAGCAGAUCCCUAGUGAGAUGCAGCAAAGAUUGGCUGAGCAGAGUAAAAAAAUGUUGAACAAGCCACCCAGGCAUCUGUUGCUAGAGAGUCCUGAUCAAGACCAGUCCUCUGCAGAGAUGCACCAGGAUCAGUCUGUUAGAAAGACAAACAGACAGCAGCAGCAUCAGGGAAUACUGAGGUCCUCCAAGAAGGAGUCACGGUCAGAGGCGAGCAGCGUUGGGUCUCCUGAGACUUCAAGGAGUCAAGUUCGAGACCAAGCAGGUUUAGGAAAUGGAAGUGUGGGCUUGGACAUCAGGGCAGAGGAGCGGCCCUCUGACAUGGACCCAGACCUCUGUCUGACCCCUGGGCAGCGAGAAGCCAAACUGCGACGUGUGGAGAGAAUACGGGAAAGAGUCAUAAGAAGUGCAGUCAGAGAGAGUGCUACUUCACACAACCAACUGAUGAUCAGGGGGGAGGGACGGGAAGUUCAUCGGGUGCCCCCUGACGCACCUAGAAAACAAAAGAUGAAAGCAGAUCGUGAGUCUUACGAUGACAUCAGUAGUCCUGCAGAACUUCAGCUUUCUAGUGGAGCAUCUAAGGAUGAAAAUGAAAAAGAUGGGCAUGUCAAAAAAUCUAGAAGUCAACUCAAAUUUGGGAACAAAACACAACUUAAGGAUCACAGUGGAAAAACAGGGGUUGCCAAAACUAAAAUCAAACGCCCAGCGUCACCCUAUCACGUCUCAUCAGUGACAGUCUACCAGAAAGUUGGAGGCAAGGGAUUCACAAGUUGCAAGGAUGGAGAGGAUCAAAAGCUUGAAGAACCUGCCAGUGAUGAUAACGAAAGUGAUUUUUCGUCGUCCGAUCUGAGAUCCAAGUGGUUCCUCUCCACCAACCAGUGGCAAGGGUUCAUACCUUUGCAGAUCCCUGGCAUGGACUCAUUGUGCAGUGAGGAGAUAUCAGACACUGAGAACCAACCAGUAUGCACCGAUGAUGUGACUGAUUCCAAUGAAAUGUUGUCCACCGUCAGUGAAAGCUUAGAGAAAAUGAAAGAGAACCAUUCACUCUUCUAUAAGAUUGCAUGUGACAUUAGUAUUUCAGACACAGACAUAACAAAGAAUGAUGGGAAUUCAAAUGCUCAAACGUCAUCCAGACCAGAAGAAGAAGAAGAGUUGCUAAUCACUGAAUCUGUGCCAGAUGAACCGAAUGUUGAGAGAUCUUCCAACCAGGAGAGCUCAGAUUCCAGCUUGCAUAUGCCAUCAGAUGUUAAUGAAAAAAGAGUCUCAAAUAAUAACAAACUGCAAGAUUCAACACUGGAAACGCAGGACAAAGCAGCAUUAAAUACCUCAGACAGUCCAGCAAAAGAGGCUUGUGUUUAUAAAGAGAUCCCUCAAAAAGAAUGUGAAGACACAUUAAGGCACAAAAACCAGUUAGAGAAAGUUAGAGAAACUAUCCAAGGAGUUUCUGUUCAGGACACUGACUCUGAUCAGGCCCCGGAUGAAAAUGCCAAAACGAGAGAAGAAAACAGUGUGGCAAAAGAGUCAGAAGACAGGAAGGUGGACAAAGAGAGAUCCGAAGAGCCGAAGAAAUGUCGCAGUUUAAGUGAGGAGAGCAAAGAGACAGUCCAGGAACGAGGCAACAACCACUCCAUCACUCCAUCCAGCUCUGUGUAUGAGGGUGGAAGUGUGAUCCGGAGUGCCUCUUUUGGGAAGGCAAGAGUUACAGUAUUAAGGACAAGUUUGUAGAGGCAAGAACAGUGGUGACUUAAGGAGCUUAAAUGAAUGAACUUGGGAAGGACAAGAACACAGUUAAGUGAUUCAUGGUAAAGGAAAAAUGACUAAGGAGGAGGACUUUAAGUCAUUGAAGGAAUUUGGACCUAACUUUGGAUUAGAAAAGGUAAAAUGGGAACAUACUAUAAAAGAAAUAUGUCAUACUGUUUGGUAAACAUGAACAUUUCCAUUAAUCAUAAUAUGUGGUUUGAAAUGGAUGCAGAUAAAACAGAAAGUCUUAAGAAGAUUUCAUGAAAAUAAAAACUGUGUAUGCAAUAUAUAGUGUUGUUCUUGCAGUUGAUGUUAAACACCAAAUACCUUAUGUAUAGUUGCAGUCAAAUACAUACCAGUAUUUGAGGUUAACACUCAUUCCUCUCAAAAUAUGCAUCUAACAUAACACAGCAAUUUUACAUGAUGGCUGCUUAUGGAUGGCAACAUAACCCUGUUAUUGUCACUGUGACUAAAUGUGUUUUGUAUCUCAAAUAUCCUGAUUAAUAAACAUGCGUGUGUGUCUGAUGAAAAA
Messenger RNA from Morone saxatilis (striped sea-bass), 4790 nucleotides. RefSeq names its product pleckstrin homology domain-containing family A member 4 (gene plekha4). NCBI's taxonomy places the organism in Eukaryota, Metazoa, Chordata, Actinopteri, Moronidae. The record is from RefSeq and is a predicted model, not a curated record. The coding region runs from base 212 to 4243 and encodes 1343 amino acids. The transcript has 25 exons.